AUGGCAUGUGAGUUCCUGAUGCAUGGGAAGGGCAAUAUGCAAGCCCUGAACUUGCAACAACCAAACUAUCAUGAGCUGAUUACAGAGCAGUACCGAGUGGAGAAGAAGCAGAAGAAAUCUCACUGUGAAGAAUGUAAAGGGAAGGUCACACAGGAAGACUGCUACAACCUGAAGCGCAAGGUUGCUGACAUGCCUCCUGUCACCGCUGAGAACUUCCAGGAGAGAGUCUUAGCACAAAGGGCUGUGGCUGAGGAGCGGGACAAAGUCACUGCCACCUACUGCAUGGUUUGCAGCAAGAGAUUCUCCACCUUCAAUGCCUGUGAGAAUCACUUCAAGUCCAAGAAGCACCUGGAUCUGGAGAAGAAAGCUGUUCAAGUCAUCAGCAAGAAGGUGAAAAUAUUAAAUGAGAAGAACCUGGAAAAGGGGCUCACUGUGGAGAGUGUAGACAAAGAUGAAAUGAACACAACUAUACAGCAAGCCAUUAGAGCUCAGCCAUCAUCUCCAAAGAAGGCACCCUUACCUCCUAACCAUGCAAGCAGUUCUCCAGUUCCUGUGGAAAGCGCCAGUCCAUUGCAGAGUAAAGAACAAACCAAGAAGCCUCUGCGGCUACAAUGGUUUGAACAACAAGCAAAGAAGCUGGCAAAACAGGAAGCAGAAGUAGAAGAGGAUUCAGAAGAAGGCUGGGAAGACAUGGAUUCUGAUGAAGACUUCAGCUCUGAAGAAGAGAUGGAAGGCGUGGGAGAAGAGGAGGAGAAGCAAGCAGAAGCUGAAAGCACUUGUGCCAUUGGGGCCAUACCGGUCACAGACUGCUUGUUCUGUUCCCACCAUUCCAGAACUCUCACGAAGAACGUGGCCCAUAUGACAAAAGUUCACAGUUUCUUCAUUCCAGACAUAGAGUACCUUGUGGAUCUCAGAGGACUAAAAAAUUGUAUUGAUAUAAAAUAA
Centrocercus urophasianus (Greater sage-grouse) is the source of this 945-nucleotide messenger RNA. Its product is annotated as zinc finger protein 622-like. The record is from RefSeq and is a predicted model, not a curated record. Gene Ontology annotation, biological process: ribosomal large subunit biogenesis. NCBI's taxonomy places the organism in Eukaryota, Metazoa, Chordata, Aves, Galliformes, Phasianidae. Gene Ontology annotation, cellular component: preribosome, large subunit precursor.